Molecule: messenger RNA, 995 nt
Organism: Cicer arietinum (chickpea)
Lineage: Eukaryota; Viridiplantae; Streptophyta; Magnoliopsida; Fabales; Fabaceae
Product: protein EARLY RESPONSIVE TO DEHYDRATION 15-like
Source: RefSeq, a predicted model, not a curated record
CUCUUCUUUAUUUAUUAUCCACUUCCCACUCAAAUAUUAAAUAUAGCAUUUUCAUUUGGUUUUUUCCUACUCACUCUCUCACUCACUUUGAUUUUUGUGACAACAUUUUCAACACAACUGUGCAAAAGACUCACUGAUACUAGUUAUUGUGUUUAGUUGACAAGUUCUGAUGGCAUUGGUAUCUAAAAGAAGUUCAUCUCUGAAUCCAAAUGCACCUCUCUUCGUACCUGCUGCUCUUCGUCAGGUGGAGGAUUUUUCACCUCAAUGGUGGGAGCUUGUGAAAUCUUCGACAUGGUUUCGUGAUUACUGGUUGAGCCAGCACGAGGAGGAGGAUUUUGGAGAAAGUGGUGGUAAUGAUACUGCAAAUGAUGAUAUGGAGAAUACGCUGUCUGAAACUUUUGAUCUAGGCAUUGAAGAAGAAGACUUCAAUUUUCUUGAGAAUGAGUUUGAGAAGUUGGUGAUGUCGAACGAAGCUCAAGAGCAUCCGGUUAUGGAUGAUCCUGUUGAUGAAAGAAAGCCUCUUCAUGGUGUUAACAAGGAUGCUUCAGCUCUUCUCAAGAUCUUGUCCCCAAAUGAAAGGGGUGUCAAGUCCCCUAUUGGUUCAAAGCAGUUUGAGAAGCCAGCACAAUAUGUUAACCUCAAGUGUGCUCCUCAAAGAAUCCACCAACCUCGUUGAGAGAAACUUAAAAGCUCAUAGUAAUGAUAGCUUGCUUGGACUGCAAGUUACUGACUAGAGUAUGCAAAUUUCUGUUGAAAUAACUUGUGUAUAUAGAAGAUGCAGUAGUGUCUUUGUAUUUUUCUUGUUGAUUUGUCAUGUAUAUUUAAUGGUAGGUGAUGAGACUUUAAAUUUGGAAUGUUUAUGGUUGGUUAACUUUAUUUCAUAUCAUUUUGAAUUAAAUGGUUAAUGUUGCAUGGUAUAAGAGAGUCUAUGAAUUUGAGAUUUAGGUGUGUCCUGUUUAAUGUGGCAAUUGGAAUGAACUUUUCAUUUCUUGUGA